AUGGCUCCCUCAGUCCUGGUGGAUCAGACUACUGCGGUCCUUGCGACCAAGUCGCUGGAGCGGGUCGUCAUCACGGCGUCUCAUGUCAACCCGUCUUUACAAGUUACUGCGGACCACAAUUUAAAGUCGGUGGAUGCGCCUAUCUAUGCACCGGGGCGAGGGGAGGUGCUGGUGCAUAUCAAAGCGACCGGUAUUUGUGGAUCGGACAUUCAUUUCUGGAAGACCGGUCGCAUCGGGUCCUUGGUUUUCGAGGGAGAUUGUAUUAUCGGCCAUGAAGCCUCGGGAAUUGUCUUACAGUGUGGUGAUGAUGUUACCAACUUGGUACCAGGUGACCACGUGGCCGUCGAGCCUGGUGUUCCCUGCGAAAGUUGUUUCCUCUGCGAUGACGGCCGAUACAAUUUAUGUGAAGAUGUUCGGUUUGCGGGGGUUUAUCCUUAUGCCGGUACGAUGCAACGAUACAAGGUGCACCCCGCAAAGUGGCUGCACAAGCUCCCCGACAACAUUAGCUUUGCCGAGGGAGCGCUUCUGGAACCUCUAUCCGUUGUCAUGAACGGCAUCACGACCGCAGGAUUGAGUCUGGGUCGUGGGGUUGUUGUCUGUGGCGCUGGUCCAAUUGGACUUAUCGCACUGGCUGCAGCUCGCGCUUCCGGUGCUCAUCCCAUUAUUAUCACUGACUUAGAACCGACACGCCUGGCUUUCGCGAAGGACUUUGUUCCUUCUUGCAUCACAUACCAAGUAGACCGGACCAAGAACGCCCAGGAUAACGCUCGGGCCAUCCGAGCUUUGUUUGGAACAUCAGAGUACCUUGCACCGGAGACUGUACUUGAGUGCACAGGUGUUGAGAGCAGUGUCUGCACGGCUGCAUAUACUGCGCGGCGCGGUGGUACCGUUAUGGUCAUUGGCGUGGGCAAAGCCCUUAUGAAUAACCUUCCAUUUAUGCAUCUUUCUCUCGCAGAGAUUGAUCUACGAUUCAUCAACCGCUACCGUGAUACAUGGCCCCCUGCAAUUGCAUGCCUUAGUGGUGGCAUUCUUGAUUUGAAAAAACUUGUCUCUCAUGUCUUCCCCUUGGAGAGAGCAGAGGAGGCUCUUCAUCUGUGUGCUGAUACAAGAAACGGUAGUAUCAAAGUAUUAAUUGUAGAUGACCAGGAGGCCUCGCUAUAG
Molecule: messenger RNA, 1161 nt
Organism: Penicillium pulvis
Lineage: Eukaryota; Fungi; Ascomycota; Eurotiomycetes; Eurotiales; Aspergillaceae
Product: NAD(P)-dependent alcohol dehydrogenase
Exons: 3
Coding region: 1-1161 (386 amino acids)
Biological process (GO): D-sorbitol catabolic process
Molecular function (GO): L-iditol 2-dehydrogenase (NAD+) activity; zinc ion binding
Source: RefSeq, a predicted model, not a curated record